This is a messenger RNA of Fusarium subglutinans, 1008 nucleotides long. Its product is annotated as isoflavone reductase family. Lineage: Eukaryota; Fungi; Ascomycota; Sordariomycetes; Hypocreales; Nectriaceae. The record is from RefSeq and is a predicted model, not a curated record. The coding region runs from base 1 to 1008 and encodes 335 amino acids. Gene Ontology annotation, molecular function: oxidoreductase activity. The transcript is spliced from 2 exons.
AUGGCCAGAUAUGCUAAGGACCAGCCGGCCGGCUUCACCAACUUUAUUGAGAGAGUGGCAGUUGUCGGCGCCGGCGGUACAAUCGGUUCUCACAUCGCGAACGCACUCCUACAAACUGGCAAACAUACUGUAACCGCCCUGACUCGUCGGGGAAGCACCACUAAUCUUCCAGACGGCAUUAUUGUCGCCCCGAUCGACUAUAGCGACGAAUCAACACUCAUCGCUGCGUUGAAGAACCAGCAAUUCCUCAUCAUAACAUUAGCUCCAAAUGCUCCCAAGGAUACACAUAGAAAACUUGUCCAAGCAGCCGCUAAAGCUGGCGUACCUUACAUCAUGCCUAAUGGCUACGCUGGUGACAUCGAACAGGUCAAGCUUGGGGAAGAUACUCUCCUUGGACCGAUAGCCAAAGCCAACAGGGAUGCGAUCGAGAGGCUUGGUAUGAAGUGGAUUACUGUUUGUUGCGGGUUCUGGUUCGACUACAGUCUUGCUGGCGGCGAGAGUCGUUUCGGAUUUGACUUUGACAACAAGUCACUUACGCUUUAUGACGAUGGCAAUGUGAAGAAUUCGACUUCUACGCUUACACAAGUUGGGAGGGCUGUUGCGAGGGUUCUGAGCUUGAAAGAGCUGCCCGAUGAUGAUAAUGAUCUCACCGUUUCGAGUUUCUUGAACAGGGCUAUUUACUUGAACAGCUUCGUCGUCAGCCAGCAAGACCUGUUUGAGAGUGUCAAGCGUGUCACGGGUACUUCUGACACUGACUGGACUGUUACUCACCAGUCAAGCAAGCAGAGGUAUAAAGAGGGUAUGGCGCAGGUCAAGCGAGGGGACAUGUCUGGCUUCAGCAAGUUGCUAUACGCCAGGGCUUUCUUCCCAGAUGAUCCGAGUGACCUGUCUGCGAAAGCGCAGAAUGAGCUUCUUGGCUUGCCGGAAGAGGAUUUGGAUGAAGCUACGAGGGAUGGGAUUGCUUUCGUUGAGGUCCUGAAAGGUCGCGGUGAACGCAUGAAGCAUUAG